GAACUUGAACACUGACGGGCAGAAGGCUGCGACCGUGACCACAGCCGGCGGAGGCAAAUAACCGACUGUGUGUGUGUGUGUGUAUUCGUUUGUCUGUGUUUUGAAUUUGUUUUAUGACACCGAUUAAAGUGUUCAGUCAUUCCGGAAUCCGUAUUGGUCUUUAACACGGACUGAAAGCCGGGGAUUUGCGCACAAAAAAGAAAAAAAAGAAAAAAAAAAAAGAAUGUCCAGGCGCAAACUUGGAAGCCGACCGCAACACCUGAACGUGAUUCAAGAUGCUCCAGAGCCCAGCGUGACUCAGACCUCACAGUGCUCUCCUGCUCACGUAACUGGAAGCAGUGAUCUACUGACAUGCGGUCAGUGUGGCCAGGCCUUCCCUCUGGCUCACAUCAUCACUUUCAUCCAGCACAAGCAGGGAGGAUGUAGCAGCACCAGGGCAGGUCCGAUGGACCACACACCUCAGUCUCCAGCCAAUCACACGUUCCGGCAUGGCCCUGCCAUGCAGCUGGAAACGGGCUACAUGGAGCUAAAGAGGACAACAGGCAGGCGUUGGGAGGAAGAGCCAGGUGUGAAGGCGGAGCCUAACCGAGCAGAUGAGCCAUCCAGUUUUACCUGCCUGUUGUGUGAGUGUGUGUUGCCUAGUGCAUGGGCACUUCUCCAACAUGCCCAAUAUACACACUCACUGAAUCUCUACCAAGCCAAGGCCAAUUACCCCCAAAAGCCCAAACCAGCAGCCAUGAUGGACCCACGCCACCUCGGUGCCACACUGGCCUCGGCUUUCCACUCUUCCUCAUCCUUGAAACGUUUACCCCGCUCCCAUCAGCCCCAGAGUCAUGUCCCCCUGUCAGGAGGCCGGGAUAUUCAGAGCCUGAACUUCUCACUGUGUCUUCAGCGGCUUGCAGAGGUUAGUGUUGGGAAUGGAGGAGUUGUGCCCUCACCAUCUCCUUCUCCACCCGCUGCUUCUCCUUUUCCUCAUUCUACACCUCCAUUGUUAGGCGCCUUCUCCUGUGAGGUCUGUGGUCAGAAUUUCCAGUCCUUGCGCAGCCUUUCUGCUCAUCGUCGCACACAUGCGACUGAAAAACCUUACCAUUGUGCUGUGUGCCAGCUAUCCUUUGCCCAAAGUGGUGAGCUAGCUCGACACAUGAGAAGCCACCGCAAAGCUCCAGAAAGCUCAUCAAAAGUGUCUGAAAGCACAUUAAGAAUGCCAAAUCUCGCUGCUGCCACAGCAAAUGAGGAUCGAAAAGUCCCAAGCAGGUUUUCUCAGCAGGGUUAUGGUGAUAAUGGGCAUCAGGAAGGUGACUCUGCAAGUACAGGUUUGAUCCUGUUGGCAUCUCAGCCAGGAGGAGCCAACCGCAGUUUGCAACGGUACUAUCCACUUCAGACUGAGGUCGAGGAGGAGGCACAGGGCGAGCCACAACACCCAUCACCCUAUGGCAGCCCUUCAGAGGGCUCACUGGACAGUGGAGAGACUGGCGAGAGUGGUAUCGCCAGUGGCAACUGCACUCCGAAAAGGCCUGAGCGUGACAACGAGAGAGAGGGCGAGAUUGAGGCAGAGGUAGAAGGCGUAGAUGUGGUGCAGGACUGGCAUCAGGACAAUGAGAGACGCCAGUCUGCUGGCCGCAAGAAAAGGGAAGAGGCAUGUGAAUUUUGCGGUAAACGUUUCCGCAACAGUAGCAACUUGACUGUGCAUCGGAGAAGCCACACGGGCGAACGUCCAUACCGUUGUGGUUUGUGCAGUUAUGCCUGUGCACAGAGCAGCAAGCUGACACGCCACAUGAAGACCCAUGGUACUCGUGGCACCCGUGCCCCCUUCCAGUGUCAGCUCUGCUCAGUGCCCUUUACAGUCUAUGCCACACUGGAGAAGCACCUAAAGAAGACACAUGGUAUUAGCCAUGCCACAGUCGGAACCUACAGCCAAAACACCCUUUCUGUAGGCUCUCCACUCCACUCAUACACCAAUCUUGCCAUUAAAAUGGAGGACGAGCACUCUGAAGGCCCAGUCCAACCCGGCACAGAGGCUCUGGACAUGUCUAAAUCUCUCAAAGAAGAGCAGUCUGAGAUGGUUGUCAGCACUGACGCCGCUCCCUCACCCACUCCUGAAGAUGAGAACCAUAAAGUCGAGUUGAGUCCAAGCACUGCAUAAACGUCGAGGAAUCCAUCAGGGAUCCUACUGACCAUAGCCAGCACACCAGACUUUUCGAGAAUUCUACAGAGCCCCUGGUCAAUACAUAUAUAAUAACAAUAACUGCGGCAUUAACACCAUCUUUUGGUGAAUAGGAGCCACAAUCUGGGGUACGUAAUUGAUCAGCGGACCAAGAUCAAAUCACAAUCAAGUGCCUAUCUGUAGACAACUGUGACCAUUCUUGUAAGGACUAGGUGUGAUAUCUAAAAUCUUUUGAACUCAGUGAGUGACUUGACUUUGACUGUCCAGUCUGGCCAGGACUAUAGAGGCAAAAUUGUCUUUCUGGCCCAGAAGAAAAACGGUGAAUCAGCCAAGAGCAUCAAUAACCAAGAAAGAUCAACAUUGUCUCUUCAUGAUUCUUAGAGGUUGGUCAACUCUGAUUGUUACAAGAAAAUACAGACUCAAUUUUAGUCAAAUCUCAUUGACUUGGAAAGUGGGACUUUUGUAAUGCUCUCCUUUCCAGUAAUUUUUUUUUGAGAGUAUAAUACUGGCAAUUUUGUUCGGUUCAAGUAAAAAUCCUUUUAAACUUGGAAACCGUCUUAAGCUGUGUCCUGAACACUGGACCUUAAUUUUGGAAUACUGUUUCUAAUCAGCACAGUUUGGGGAUGUGGCAAUGAGCAUCAACAAUCAUAACACAGAUUUUCUGCGUUCCUGCUCUCAAACAUGCAUGGCACUGUCUUGGGGAUCUUUUGGAAAAUUUAUUUGAAGUCAGCGCUUACAGUCUGUGCAUCGUAACCGAUUUAUCUCGAAUCCUCUAGCUGCUCUUCUAUGCAUAAAGCUUAAUUUUAUAAUAAAAAAGGAAACGGGUGUCUGUAUACGUUCUGUUUUUUUUUUUAUUUUUCUGUCUGUAUUGCUGUUUACAGAUUGACAUUCUGUUUACAGGUUGUUUGUUUAACUGCAUGCUAUAAAAAGUUAAGCUGUCUUUUUUGCCCUGUGUCUUUGCGUGGGUGCUGCAUGUUGUGUAAGUGAGCAAAUGAAAAGCUUUUCUUCAGAGGAAAGACUGGGUGGGGAACAGCACUGACCUGUUGUCUGGUGAACCUGCCGUAAGAGCACUUGUGUGCGCAUGUGUAUGUGUGUGUUUGUAAAUAUACAUAUGGGUUAAAAUGUGUCUUUAUUGUAUGUAUGCAAUGUUUAUUAGUUUCAUUUCUAUCAUUAUUGAUUCCUGUAAUUGAUCAGGGAACUGUUUGACUGUUUUCUUUUAAAUAAAAAAAUAUAUAUACAGUUCUGACUAUUUGAAUAUAGACAAAUGUGAAAGGCCGCUGGGCACAACAGUGUCCAACACUUCAGGGAAUGACAUGCUGUACAUAGAGAGCUUCACCCUCCCUAAUGAGAAUAAUCCAUUUUGUUGUCUGGUUUAGCUGUUUUGAUUUCAGUUAUAUCUGUUUUCUAUGUGAUAUUUUUUUUUUCCACCCAGCAUUCCAUGGGAAGCACAUGCCUUUGCUGUAAAGCAGCCAUAAUUUUGUUAUUCUGUGCCUGUGCAGGUGAAUAUUAAAAGACUGAUGCAAAGUCAAA
Molecule: messenger RNA, 3694 nt
Organism: Silurus meridionalis
Lineage: Eukaryota; Metazoa; Chordata; Actinopteri; Siluriformes; Siluridae
Gene: znf296
Product: zinc finger protein 296
Exons: 3
Coding region: 224-2143 (639 amino acids)
Biological process (GO): positive regulation of transcription by RNA polymerase II
Cellular component (GO): nucleus
Molecular function (GO): RNA polymerase II cis-regulatory region sequence-specific DNA binding; DNA-binding transcription factor activity
Source: RefSeq, a predicted model, not a curated record